AUGGCUCCUCCACAUGUGUCCAGGGUGGAGCUCCACCUGCAAGUGAAAGACAUCAAAACUAUUGAGGAGUUACCAAAGAAGUCCAUCCUUGGAAAAAGAAAGAAGCGAGAUGGUGAAGAAGAAGAUGGGCAGGGGAUGUGGAACAAAAAAUCAAUACUUUGGGAGCUAGAGUACUGGCAGUUGUUGGAUGUGCGUCAUUCGAUUGACACCAUGCACACCAAGAAGAAUGUGUGCAAGAGCCUGUGUGGAACAUUGUUGCAACAGAGGGGCAAAGGAAAAGAUCAUGAGAAUGCAAGGCAGGAUCUGCAAGAUAUGGGCAUUAGGCCGGAGCUCUAUGCAGAGGAAACAGACACGGGGACGGUCCUUCCCGUAGCUGCAACCACAUUGUCAAAGAUGGAGCGAAGAGAAUUCUGUGAGUUCUUGCAUGGUUUGAAAGUACCUUCAGGCUACUCUUUGAACUUCAAGAGGCUAGUGUCGGUGAAGGAUAUGAAAAUGAAUUUCCACUUGAUGAAAUCUCAUGAUUGCCAUGAAUUGAUGACAGCUCUUCUUCUUGUUGCACUUAGAGGUAUCAAGACAGUACUGGUUCGCGAGGCUGUCAUGAGCUUGUGCUUUUUCUUCAAUGCGAUAGAACAGAAGGUGAUUGAUGUGGAGGCACUGUCGAGGUUAGAGAGAAGGCAUUUUGAGACCCUAUGCCUGCUUGAGGCUACUUUUCCACCAUCAUUCUUUGAUCUCAUGGUCCAUCUAACAGCACAUCUUGCAAAGGAGAUCUUCUACCUUGGCCUAUCUUACCUUCAUCAAAUGUUUCCAUAUGAGAGGUUCUAUGGCUUUCUGAAAUCAUUGGUACAUAACCGGUCGUUUCCGGAGGGAGCCAUGGUUCGUGGCUAUGGUACCAUCGAAGCAGUGGAGUGGGCCAUGGGUUAUAUGGACCCCCAAAACCCCAUUGGUGUGCCUCAUUCACGGCAUGAAGGUAGGCUUGCAGGUGUUGGGACCUUGGGCAAAAACUCAAUCACUCCGGGUCAAGAUUCCUUCAACAAGGCUCAUUUCAUCGUGCUUCAACAGACCGACGUAGUGACACCUUAUGUCAAUGAGCACUUGCGACACCUACGUGAAGGUAAUCCUAAUCGUAAUGAGGCUUGGGUUGCAAAGAAGCAGAUGCAAGGCUUUAACACUUGGCUCCGAGAUUAUGUCCAGAAAUCUAGCGCUGCUAUAACCGAUAAUUUGAUAAGAAAACUAGCAGCGGGGCCAUUAUUCACUAUUACAACAUACCAAGCAUAUGAUAUUAAUGGAUACACUUUCUACACCAUAGCCCAGGAUGGCAAGAGCAUCUAUCAAAAUAGUGGCGUGCGUGUAGAUGCCAUCAACAACGACAUGGAGACAGACACAUAUUAUGGUCAGAUAGAGGAGAUAUGGGAGCUUGACUAUGUUGGAUUGAAGGUAGCCCUGUUUCGGUGUCGAUGGGUCAAUGGGAAGAAAGGUGUGACCAAGGACAAAUAUGGGUUUGUUAGUGUUGAUCUACGAGUCUUUGGUUACAAAGAUGAACUGUUUGUCUUCGCCAAGGAUGUGCAGCAAGUGUUCUAUGUACCCGACCUUGCAAAGAAGAACUGGUAUGUGGUUAUGCCUAGAAAAAGAAGGAUAGUUGGGGUUGAAUAUGUCAUUGAGGAGGAGGAAUACAACCAAUUUGACGAAAUUCCGUCAUUUGACAUGCCAUACAGGCCCCAACUCUUGGCAAAUGAUAAAACACCAUACUUGCGAAGCGACCAUCAAGAAACAAUCAAUGUCUGUAAAGCAAGGAAAAAGCAAGUCUGA
Molecule: messenger RNA, 1806 nt
Organism: Panicum virgatum (switchgrass)
Lineage: Eukaryota; Viridiplantae; Streptophyta; Magnoliopsida; Poales; Poaceae
Exons: 1
Coding region: 1-1806 (601 amino acids)
Source: RefSeq, a predicted model, not a curated record